This is a messenger RNA of Phycodurus eques (leafy seadragon), 7285 nucleotides long. It is a transcript of the gene lrrtm1, whose product is annotated as leucine rich repeat transmembrane neuronal 1. The record is from RefSeq and is a predicted model, not a curated record. Lineage: Eukaryota; Metazoa; Chordata; Actinopteri; Syngnathiformes; Syngnathidae. The transcript has a single exon. The coding region runs from base 1191 to 2768 and encodes 525 amino acids. Gene Ontology annotation, molecular function: protein binding.
ACGGCAUGACCAAGUGAGUGAGCAAUCAAAGCAAAGAGAGCGAAAGGGAGAGCAACAGAGAGAGAGAGAGAGACAGAGAGAGCGAGAGAGAGAGAGAGCGAGAGAGAGCUCUCCGAAUUGUGAGUGGCUUACGACACUCAGUGAACAGUCUGUGUUUCUGCAUGCACUGUCAGUGUACCGGUCUGCUGCGAGGGAUUGCGCGCUCCUUUGGCUUCCAUAUUUACCGCCCCUGCUUGCCCACCAGCUCUAACCUUCAGCACCCUCUUCCAUCCGGCUGAAAAAUUCCCCGGAGAACAAGGGAGGGAGUGAAACCUGCAAGCCACUGGGGAUGCAAGAGGCUGUUUUUUCGUUUUUUUUCUUCCUUUGAACCCACAUCUGCAACUGACAUGGAAUACUGUCAAAUAAGAAAACAGUGAACUGGGUUCACCUCUUUAAGUCUUUUUUUUCCCCUCUGUCGCCAGCAUCCAUCACUGAAAGCAUGAUUAACCGCUUGGACGGAUUAAAACCUUACAAGUUAAUGAUUGUGUAAUAUAUAUCCCGGCAGACCUGCUGAAACUUAAGCAAGUGGAGAAAAGCAGAAGAUAUUUUUUUAAAAAUGUACUCUUCACCUCAUGAUCAUUGCAGCAGAGGACUGCGGAGGAGCUGAAGAGAUCGAGCUCAUACAUACAGACUGGGGAACUUGCGCUUUCUACCAUCUCCCCACUUGGAUUCCGUCUCUUUCACUUGAGGAGAACUAAGACAUUGUAAGCCUGCCAAGGAUCUGGUGUCCGCUGAAAGGAAAGAAGGGAGGGGGUGAUGGUGAAUUUGUACCACAGUAGGGUCCUUUUUAGAUCCACACAUAAUUAGUGUUGGGGCACAAAGCGGGACGCUGAAUGGAGAUUGUCAGCUUUUGGAUAGGGGUGAGUAGGAAUCUUUUCAGAUAAGAUUGAUCUAUGAAGACAUUUUUUUCAUCUUUCCUCUCCACCCACCGUUUGAUCUCUAUCAUAAGCAAAGAGACUUUAUCAUUUUGGACAAGGAUUUCCUCAGCUGACCAAAUGAGAAAAAAUUAAACCCGUGUUGAGAUAAAAUACAUACAAAGAAAAAAAAGCAAACAAAAUCAAUAAAAUAUGAUGUUCUAGAUAUGAUGUGAUAGGUGGACAAAAAAUAUCCAGAGUGAAUGGACAUUUGCUCUGUAAAAUCCCUGGAUAUUUAUGCUGAUGGAUUUCCUUCUAAUUGGACUGUAUUUAAAGUGGCCAGUGAAGAAGCCCCCUGGGUUGAUACUGUGUUCGUUGGGCAUUUUUUUAAGAAUGGUUUCCAUGGUGGAGGGGGUUUGUCCGAGGCUGUGCCGCUGCGACAGCAAGCUGCUGUACUGUGAGGGGUUGAAUCUCACAGACAUUCCCCAGAAUUUGAGCAGCGCCAUGGGCUUGUCCAUGAGAGAGAACAACUUGACUGAACUGCGUGAAGGCCAACUGGCUGGACUGUCACAGCUCACCUGGCUCUACCUUGAUCAUAACAACAUUGACAUUGUGGAGGAGACUGCAUUUGACAAGCUAAGGCGGGUCAAAGAAUUAGACCUGAGCAGCAACCGAAUUGAGGGCCUGCCAAAUGGUACUUUUAGGCCCCUCCCAAACUUGCGCAUCCUGGACAUCUCAUACAACAGGCUGCAGGCUCUUGAGCCUGACUUGUUUCAUGGCCUUAGAAAGCUCACCAAUCUGCAUUUGCGCUACAACGCUCUCAAAUUUGUGCCAGUACGGAUUUUUCAAGACUGCCGCAGCAUGCAGUUCCUCGACUUGGGAUACAACCAACUGCAGAGUCUAGCACGGAACUCCUUCGCUGGACUCUUCAAAUUGACAGAGCUGCAUCUCGAGCAUAACAAGCUGGGCAAAGUCAACCUAGCCCAUUUUCCUCGGCUAAUCUCUUUACGUAUCCUGUAUAUGCACAACAAUCGAGCAACAAUUGUUGUCAAUACCCUGGACUGGACAUGGCAUUUCUUGGAUAAGAUUGAUUUAUCUGCCAAUGAAAUUGAGUACAUUGAGCCACAUGUCUUUGAGAGUGCACCCAACCUCAAGGUAUUGAUGCUAGACUCCAAUCGGUUGACUUCCAUGGACCAGCGCAUCUUGGAUUCAUGGUCCUCCUUGAACAGCAUUACCCUGGGAGGGAAUGAUUGGGAGUGCAGCCGCAAUGUUUGUGCCUUGGCCUCUUGGCUGAGUGCCUUUCGGGGGCAACGUGACAAUUCAUUGCUGUGUUCAAGCCCAGACACUGCACAAGGUGAGGAUGUCUUGGAUGCCGUCUAUGCUUUUCAGCUCUGUGAAGAUCCCCCACUGGAAGUUACCUCAGCGGGUCUGCAUGCCUCCACAAGGGACCUGGUCCAAGGUGGCUCUGUGUUCCUUGGCCCAUUUACCCCCAACCCUUAUGAUGGUGAAGACGGUAAAGCGGUCCCCAGUUCUUUCACUGUCACAGUGGGACAUGACGACCUGGAGAGUACCAUGCAGAUCCACAAGGUUGUGACUGGCACUAUGGCACUCAUCUUUUCCUUCCUCAUCAUUGUGCUCAUGUUAUAUGUGUCAUGGAAGUGCUUUCCAGCCGGAAUAAGGCAACUGAGGCAAUGUUUCAGCAGUCAGCGUCGUAAACAGAAGCAAAAGCAAAGCAUGCAGCAGAUGGCUACGAUUUCUACACCAGAGUACUAUGUUGACUAUAAGCCUAACCAUAUUGAGGGAGCUCUGGUUAUCAUAAAUGAAUACGGCUCCUGUACUUGCCAACAGCAACCUUCUCGGGAAUGUGAGGUGUGACCUGGGGCUGACAGCACGUCGCCCCCCCCUUGAUUAACUGACGAUCGGCUAAUAAUGUUUUUGAUACACUGAAACGGAAGGAUUAAAUGUAUAUUUUGGUCACACUUUACACAGCUUCUCACUGUGAUAUGGAAUGAGUUUGCUUCAAGCAGCUGAUCAUUUUGCUGUUUCUUUAGUAAUUUGAUGCUACAAGGCAAAAUGGGCUCCUGACGUUUGGAACCGUUGAUGUAAUAGCAACACUGAGAGGAAUACAUUAGAAGCUGCGCACACUUUUUGUUUUCCCUUGAGUGAUGUAUAUUUUAGCUUUAAUGUGUCUUUCUACUUCAUUGAAUUGUAAUUAAGCUGUGGAAACAAACAAAAAAAGAAAUAAAAAAUAUUUGUAUUAUGGUAAACAAUAUUUGACAAGGAUCUAACAUAUAUAAAAACAUAUUUAAGUUGGAUUAAAAAUGUAAAGAUACAACAACGUGUAAAAAUGUUUAAAGAAGUGGAACUGUUAAAAAAAUGCUCAAGAUAUUUCUUUUGUAAACUAAAAAAAUAUUUAAAUAAAUGAAUUGCUAUUCACAGUGAAAACACUUGUAUGUGAGACGCUUAUCAGAAAGGAUGGAUGACAACAUUGCUUGGCAAGCAAUACCUCUGCAGUCCUUUGACCACAAAACAAAAACAACAAAACUAGCUAACUAACUAGAUAUGAAAGGGGCAGAGAGAUAUUUGCAUCUCAAAUGUAAUGUCCAUGAUUUACAUUUUACUCAAUCUAUUUUAAAUGACGUGUGUUGAUUAAUGAUUGACUGUGUUGGUUCACGAGCAGUGAAGUUUGAUCCCCUUUUGCUUUAAAAUAACUUGAUCAAGUAAUUACAUUAUAAUCAUUUGGCACACUUUCAAAUCAUAUCUGUGUACCAUCAAAGUAAAGAAAGCAGAAUGUCAACUAUAUAAAUCACUCAUUGCUAAUUCAUCUUUGGCUUUCCUGGUGGCUUCACUGAAUCAAGCACGUAGAGGACAACUACCAUUUAAAGCAGACUUACUUACAUUUAAAAUGCAGAUUUAAAUCACUAAAAUAGGGUAAUCCACCAGCUUCAAGGGAGACGCUGACUUAUAAUAUUCUGUGUUUUCAUGUUAUGUAAAAUGUUUGUUGUACACAUUUUCAUGUGUAUAUACAUAUAGAUACUUUUUUUUGGGUGUUGUGUACAUGUUUUAUUUCCUGUGUCAUUUGACGUGAGCUGCUGUAUUUUGUGGGAGGAGGUGGGGACUGUAAAAUGGAGACGGAGGAUCUCAACAACUGCAGAAAGAGGGGACAGACUGCUCUCUAGUGUGCAUAUAUUUACAGAGUGUGGCUGCCUUUUGCCUAUUGUACACUAGAUUCCGACUCUCAACUCCCACAGCAGUGGAACCAUAUGAUGACUUUACAAUGGAUUUUGUCAAAAAAAAAAAAAAAAAAAAAUCAGCAUCAUUUCGUGUUAUUUUGAUAUAAAUUCAAAUUAUGUUUACAAAGUGUUAUUCAGGAGGAAUAAUAAAUCAAACAAACAUGUUUUCAGAAUUCACCCAAGACAAUCUUUCUAAUAAUGGUGAAAGGUGAUGCAUAUGUUUUGAACUCAACAAGGCCAGUGGGCACAUAAUAGUAUCCACGCUACAUGUUCAGAAUUUGUAAAGACUUUUACUGGGUUUGAGCAAUCACUUAACUUUUACUGGGCUGUUUAUCCUUCUGUGGAUGGGUUGUGAAACUGAAAUGGAAUUUACGGCAGUAUUUUGUGGUUUUGUGUGGAGGGACAAAACAAAAUUGCAACCGCUGAAAAUUUUAUUUAUACAGUAUACUGGUAAUUAUUAUUAUUAUUAUUAUAUAUUUGGGGGGUAUUACCCACUUGCUUCAAUACUUUUCUGAAAUUAAAAUUUUCUGAAAAAAAAGUACAUUUCAAGAUGUGCCCUAUAAAAGAGUUGAUAAAUGCCAGUUGGGUAAACAAUGAUUUGCAACCAAAAGGAACUGUAUUUGUAAAGAAUAUGACCAUAUAUACAGAACAUAUAUACAGUAUAUAUGUAUGAUGGUACAUGGUAGAGAGAUUGGAGGUGCAAAGUGAAAGAAAAUUUGUCUUUUGGUUAUUCAAAUAUAUACCUCACACAAUAUUCAAGUUUUCAACCCAAUCCAUCCCUGCCAACAUUGAGGGGGUGAACUGUUCAACUUUGAAGUAAUUCAUCAGUGAACAUUUAUCAGGGAAGGAUAAUGGUUAUUAGUUGCCAUGUGAGAUUUAUGAUCCAGUUCAUAUUUGACCCAUUUGAAGAUUCGACAUGACUGUUAAUCAUAAGCUGAUACCCUGUAAAUGCAAAACGCCGCAUGUACAAUGGGGUAUCCGGAUGAGGAAAUAGAUUCAAAUUAUUCUCUCGUCAUCAUACCUGUCAAGUAAUUUUGUUCUUAGCUGUCCUUCAAGGUACGUCACCGUCUGUUCAACAUGUGACUGAUAAAUCUUAAGAGUGUGAAGCUUCAUUUAUUUAAAUAUUGGAUGGCGCCUGUCAUUGAGGGGAAUGUUGGCACCACAAUUUAUUUCAGUUCACUUUUUUCUUCAAUAAGCGAUGAGAGCAAAAGGUUCUGGAGAACAUCUGAUCAUUGAAAAAGCUUGGCUGACAUUAAACUACUUUCAAUUUAUCUCCAUUCCUGCUCACCUUUACUUUUCCUUCACUUUUGUCCCAUCUCUCCCUGUUUUCCUCUCAGAUAAUAACUGUAAAUGUGGGGGGAAAUGGAACAGUUCAUUGAAAUGAAAACAAGAUCAUAUGUCUGCUUGACCUAUGCCUGGGGGAAUAAUUCUCUGAGGGGAGCUACUUGUAUAUGUUGGCUGACUAGAUCAAUGAAGCUCAAUGAAAACCAAUGGCGUUGAAUGGUGAACUAAAUACCCAACAUGAUGAAUACAGUUCUUGUUGCUGGAUGAUUCUAAUCUAAUUGAUAUUAUUGUAUAGUAUGAAUACUAACUUCACAAGGAUAGUUGGCACUCAGAGAGUGAUAGGGCAAGUGACUGCGUGACUUAGCUUGGAGAAAGGGGUGCUGACUUGCUCAAGGGCAUUUUUCCAUCAAUUAGCUGUAAUUUCCUAUUGUCCGCAGUGGGAUUCAUGCUGUAAACAUCAGGUUCCAAAGUCCAGCUCCUUCCAGAUGAGCUACUGCCGCCCCACCAUAACAGGGUGUUCUGAUGACUGUCAGACACAUGACACAUUCUGCUUCUUUCUCAGCAUUCAGUGUUAUGAUCCCAGCUGCUUGCCAGCAGCAUGACAUACAAUACAUGCCCAUUCGUAGCUUUAACCGUGUGCACAACUGAGCACAUGCACAUGCAAUCCGCACACAGAUCCAAAAGAGACAAAGAAAUAGCUCGAUGUAGGUCAAUGUAGCAAAUUAUGAGAGAUCAUGUGAAUUUACAAUGGUAUGCAACUACUGAUACAAAGAGUAAAAGGUCACAGCAAUCCAGACAUGAAACGUGGUGAAGCGCACAAAGAGGAACAUUCUGUUGAGUGUGAACACCAGGUAAAAGGUCAAACAUUAGAUUUCAAGGACCCUAACCAAUACAAGUAGUUACAAGCUGAAAUGGGUACCGUGAAAUAUGUCUAUCCAUGGAAACCUGGCUAGGAGGUCUUUUUAAACGCUGCAGCAUGAAUAAUGUGGUCUAUGAACCACUUGGUCAGUAGGUCUCGCUCUAAAAAUAGCAUACAAAAGCUGUCUUAGUGAUAGAAGUAUCUCAUGUUUCAAAAUAACACACCACAAUAAUGAGGACAUAUAUUGGAUGAUGUUUUAAACUGGUUAAUAAAAAAAAUCCACAAUAAUUAAGAACGGGCCUGAAAUAGCUGCGAAUACUGAAUUUGGAAUCCUUGAUGGUUCUCGUCAGUUCUUCAACCGGCCUCCCAACACAAAGCUGCACAUCAUAUUUUGACAGCUAGAUCCGCCGAAAACCUGUGAGUAUUUAACCAGCUCGAAGGGACAACGGAUUUGUGUCACAGCGUGUGCGCUCAUGCCACUACGUCACUCCGCAGACAGACCUUUAAGAAAUGGCUUGCAGCAAACACCUUGACACAAAAACAAAAUCCUUGAAAAAACAAAUUAACCUAGCUUCCUGCGAGGGGUAUUGAUUGAGCAACAUUUUGCCGUGUCAUUGGGACUAGGGCUGUGCUGCAUAAUAAACAUUUAACACCCCCUCAUAACUAGAUGCAGAGCUAAAUCACGGGUGGCAUGUACUGCAGUGGGCUGCAAGGAGAUGGUGAUGACGAAUGGCAAUGCGUGGGUGGCUUUGCACUGCUUCUUUUAUAACAGGUGGGUUAUAAUCAGGAUCACCACACUAAGAAUGAACAGUACUGUCUUUGAGCCUUAAACUGUUCUCGGACCAGUUCUCUCAUUGUUCACUCCCCUCUAAAUGUCACCUUCUUUUCAGUAGGAUAUUACGGCAUAAAAAGUCAAGGAGAGACAUUUGUUUACAAACCCUCCUCAUGCAUGCUGUAAAUACAUUCAACGAAAUAAGCAAAAUAUGAUAAAAUAUGUAAACUACACUUCAAGCAUU